Messenger RNA from Boleophthalmus pectinirostris (great blue-spotted mudskipper), 14034 nucleotides. It is a transcript of the gene dync2h1, whose product is annotated as cytoplasmic dynein 2 heavy chain 1. The record is from RefSeq and is a predicted model, not a curated record. The transcript is spliced from 100 exons. Gene Ontology annotation, biological process: microtubule-based movement. The coding region runs from base 507 to 13427 and encodes 4306 amino acids. Gene Ontology annotation, cellular component: dynein complex. Lineage: Eukaryota; Metazoa; Chordata; Actinopteri; Gobiiformes; Gobiidae. Gene Ontology annotation, molecular function: minus-end-directed microtubule motor activity; dynein light intermediate chain binding; ATP hydrolysis activity.
CUUGUGAGGUCUUGGCUUACUGCAAACUAUGACAGCACCUCUGUUGCCACUUGAGGAUUAAAGGUUAAUGAGGGAAACCAGAGUACCUGGAAACCCACCCAGACACGUGGUGAAACAUGCAAACUGCACAGAAACCCAAGAUGGCCCAAGAGUCACACCUGAGAACUUCUUGCUGUGAGAUGCAGGUGGGGCUUUGGCAGAUGGCUGAUGGAAUAAGAACAGUCACCACCUGGAGGUAGAGGAGGUCGCUGAGAGGCCACUCCACCCCACACCUGCCCAUAGUGCCAGGGAGGAGGAGGAGGCCUGAGUGGCACACCUGUCCCCCAGGGAAAUGACCACUGCAGCAGUAAGGGAGGCUGGGAAGAGCAGGGGGAACGAGUCUCUAAAAGCUGAGUGGUGUCACUGUGUGGUGGUUCUGAUCCUGAUGAAGUGAGAGAGUGGAGGAGAUGACUGGCCAUGGAUGGUUUUGACAAUGAGACAAAGCAUCUGUGCAGUCUACCUUGAAAAUGCCUCCGAGUUCAGAUGACGUGCGAAAGAAAUUUAUUUUAACAACAACCAGCAACUUCUUUCUAUUGAAGCUCCCCCCCUCACUGGAAAACAGCCCGGAACUCAACAGCUUUUUAGAUGAUGGAAAUGAAUUUGUACUCUCUGUCUACAAAAAUGAGAAUGACAUUCACAUGUCUAAAACGAUCGAGGGAUUGGGGAAAAACAAACAAAAGGUGUUGGUGUUCUUUAAAUUGCAACCAACCGUGAUCACAGAGGAAAAUCUUCACCAGAGCUUAUUGGUAUCAUCCAUGUUGGAUUCGCCCAUCAAUACUCUGUACCAGGCUGUUAAACAGGUCUUUGCACCUGUGCUGCUAAAGGAUGAGCGCUGGCGGGCAGUCUUUGAUCCAAAGCUGGCAGAUCUUCUCAGUGAACUUGAGCAGGGUCUGGGCUCAGUGGUCCGACAUCACGGAGUGCACCCUUCUUCAAAGAAGGAUCGUAAGGAGGAUGAUGUAUUAGGUAUUCUAACUCCCAAUGAUGAGUUUCAGUACUGGAUAGAUCUAGCUGAGAAUGCAGAAAAAAUCACAGUGCGAGAAAGAGCUGCACAUUUUGAAGAGCAAUUUAAACCUAUACAAAAGGAGUAUGCAGGGCUGGAAGGCUUGUCCAUGACAGACGUUGUAGAUUUGUUGGACAUCACGAAAGACACUCUAGAUGAUGUUUGGCGCCAGACUGAUUUUGAACCUUAUCCAGAGCCACGCAUGAGUCGUCUCAUGGAUGUUAUUGCUGGUGCACUGGGAAGAUAUGUACAAAAGAAACUGAGUGAUCAUAAAAUAUUUGAGGAGCCAUUCACCUCAGUCAGAGAGGACCUCAGAAUGGGUUUUUCGAUUUGUGAGCAGUGGGUGGUGACCUGUGAGCAUUUGACUGGCCAGGCAUGGAAAAGGCAUUCUCUUCAUCCAUGGAAAGGAAACAAACAUUGUCCACAAGUUUUGCAAAACCUUGGAAAAAGAUUAGAUGAAGUAAUCACUUUGCGCAUGGUCCAUGAGAAACUGUUGCGUUUGUUAUCAGGGGCAAAGCAGCAGACUCUAACUUCAGAUCUUGUGUUUGAGCCUUUCUCUGGACUCAACCCUUUGCAUUACAACCCCUACACUGAGCCCCUUUGGAAAGCAGCAGUGGCUCAGUUUGAGCGUCUAAUUACACCCUCAGAGCAGGAAGUUGCAGGCCGAUUAAAGAACUACAUUGCAGAUGUGCAGAACAAUCCUCAACAGCUGUUACAUGUGUUCCAAAAACAUAAAGAGUUAAUCCAGCGGCCCAGCAUCAGUAAAGAGCUGCAGUCAGAGAGAGAAGUCUUACUUGCCAGACUACUGGACUACAACAAAGGACUUAAGACUGACUUUGAAACCCGUUGUCAUGGGGGUCCUGGAGAUAAGUCUGGACCUUUCAUUGGUAGAAAUCUACCUGAAGUGGUCAACAAAAUAGUCUGGGUCCGACAGCUUAUACAUAAGCUUGAAGAUUCUUCUCGUAUCGCUGAGGCUCUACUCCCAGAUCUAUCUGGGUUUAAAGGGUUUCUGCGUUUUUCUGAUGAUCUGCUGGAUGUGUUAAGAGCAUAUGAGCAGGAGCAGUUUGAAGAUUGGUCCCGAGAUAUCCUAUCUGGACUGGCUGAUCCCAAAUCAGGAAUUAGUCUACAAGCCAGUAGCCGUGUGAUGGACCUAGACCAUGUAGAUGGUAGACUUCAGAUCCAGUACUCCGAUAGACUGGUCAGUCUGCUCAGAGAGGUCAGGCAGCUGUCUGCUUUAGGGUUUCCCAUCCCAGCUAAGAUACAACAGGCUGCUAAUACUGCAGACAAGUUCUAUAGACAGGCCAUUGUCCUAAAACAGGUUGCCCAUUUCUACAACACUAUUGACCAACAGAUGAUUCCCUCUCAGAAACCCAUGAUGCUCGGUUUGGCCUUAGCUUUUGAAGAGAUCAUCAAGAAUCCUCGUUCUAAUUCUAAGGAUUCCGGUGGAAAACUCCAGAUUACCUGGGACAAUCCGAAAGAAUUAGAGGUCUAUAUUGCUAAACUUCAGACUGCUGCAGAGAAACUCUCAACAGAAAACAGGAAGUUACGAAAAUGGCACACAGAUUUUGUUGACAAGGUGGUGACACUAAUGAAUGUUGAUCUACUGAGGCAUCAGCAGCGGUGGAAGGAGGGACUUCAAGACCUUCGUACUGGCUUUGCUGUUCUGGAGGCUCAAGGAUUCAGGUCUGAUGACAUGCGUGCUUGGAGACAGCACUGGAAUCAUCAGUUGUACAAGGCUCUUGAACAUCAGUAUCAAAUGGGACUGGAAGCUCUUAACAAGAACCUGCCAGAAAUACACGUCGAUCUUACUUUCAAACAGGGCCGUUUACAGUUUCGCCCUCCAUUUGAAGAAGUUCGAUCUCGAUACUUCAAGGAAAUGAAAAGGUUCAUCUCUAUUCCCAACCAGUUCAAAGGGGUCAGUGCCCAAGGGGAGGAGCUCAUCUUCAGCAUUAUGAUCGACAAGAAUGCAUCUGGGUUUCUCACCAUUUUCACCAAAGCAGAGGAUUUAUUCAGGCGCCUCCAAGCUAUACAAAACAAGUUCAAGGACUGGGUGGUGCUGGGUCAGGUGGAUUUGGAGAAGUUAGUGGAGAAACAUUUGAUCUCGAUGCAGGACUGGGAAAAAAACUUUAAAGCUCUUAAAGCCAAAGGAAAGGAAUCAGAGCGUCUGCCAAGUCAGGAGAAAGUGGACUGCAUUACUGUAAAUUGUGAGCCAGUAAAAGCAGCAAUUGAUGACCUGAUUCAAAGGCUAUUUGAAAUGCUCCUUAUGUCGCUCAGGAGGUCCAUACAAGGCCAUACACAAACCAUAGAGAGUUUUGUAUCUGAGUCAACAGAUGCCCUGUCCGUUCGACCGGAAAGUAUGGAGGAAAUCAGUGCAACUCGAGGGCAUUAUAACCACAUAUUGUCCAGAAAGCCUGAAAUACUACAACAGUUUCAAAGUGCUGAGGAGAAAAACCGCUUGCUGCGAUCGGUUGCUGGGGCUGGUCUAGACUCUAUCACUGCUCUGAAGGCCAAAUGGGAUAAACUAGAGCUUAUUAUGGAAAGCCACCAACUCAUGAUAAAAGAACAGGUGGAGGUAAUGCGAAGUAAAGUGGCAAGUCACAUGGAUACCUACAGAGCAGAUCUGGAAAGAUUUAAGGCCCGUUGGGACCAGCUCAAGCCCAAAGAAGAUAUUUUAGAGACUGGGGAUCACGCUGCCUUGCUUGGAUGCCUUCAGACCAUCAAAGAUAAACAGCAAGAGUUCCAAGAAUUAGAACUUGUUCGACACAAAUUGCUUGAAGACUGUACCUAUUUCAAUCUGGAAUGCCCAGAUUUUUCAUUAGCUGAAGAGACAAAACGAGAUAUGGAAGCGUAUAGUCAAAUGUGGGGUUUGUAUGAAGAGUGGCAGGAGGGCUUCAUGGAGAAAGCUCGAGAGGACUGGAUAACAUUCAGGAGUAAGACAUAUAUUUUUGAAGAAUUCCUCCUUAAUUGGCAGGAGAGGCUUCGUAAGUCUGAACAGCCCACUGCUAUGUCUGUUAAACUGCAAGCAGAAGUGGACAAAUACAAGAACAUGGUGCCUGUGCUGAAGUAUGUACGCGGUGAACAUCUGUCCCAGGACCAUUGGUUGGACAUGUUCAGAUUGUUGGGUCUACCAAAAGGCACCACGCUGGAGAGACUGACUUUCCAAGACCUACUCAAUGUAGCAAAUACCAUUGUAGAAAAAGCAUUUCAACUGAAGGAUCUGAAUAGCCGUGCCCAGGCUGAGGUGACGAUCAGAGAGGCACUGAGGGAGCUGGAUGUGUGGGGAGCAUCGGCGACAUUCACUCUCACUGAGUAUACUGACAGCAAUGGCCGCAGUCUCUCACUAAUCAAAGACUGGAAGGACAUCGUCAAUCAGGUUGGAGACAACCGCUGUCUUUUACAGUCCUUGAAAGAUUCUCCCUACUACGGUAGUUUUCAAGACAAGGUCAGUCUUUGGGAAGUUCGUUUGUCAGAUCUUGAUGAGUAUCUGCAAAGUCUUAAUACAAUCCAGAGACGGUGGGUUUAUUUAGAACCUAUUUUUGGACGUGGGGCAUUACCACGGGAGGAAGCUCGCUUUAAAAGAGUGGAUGAAGAUUUCAGAUCUAUUAUGUCAGACAUUCAAAGAGACAAUAGAGUGGUGUCACUGAGUUCCAGAGCUGGCAUCAGAAACUCUCUGGUUACUAUACUGGACCAGCUGCACCGCUGCCAGAAAUCACUCAAUGAGUUCUUAGAGGAGAAGCGCUCUGCCUUCCCUCGCUUUUAUUUCAUUGGAGAUGAUGAUCUUCUCGAGAUUCUGGGUCAGGCAACUAACCCCACUGUCAUCCAGUCACACCUCAAGAAACUAUUUGCAGGCAUCCAUAGUGUUGUAUUUGAUGAGCAGUGCCAGCACAUUGUAGCCAUGUGUUCUUUAGAAGGUGAAACAGUGUCACUGCAAAAUCAGAUACGUAUCUCAAGCCUAGUAGAGGGUUGGUUAGGUCAGUUGUCCGCUGAAAUGAAAGAGACUCUAAAGCAUCUCUUAUACGAGUGCGUCUUGGCUGGGAAGAAAGGACAGGUAGAUCCUUCACGCUACCCAUCUCAGAUUCUGUGUUUGGCUGAACAAAUCCAGUUUACGGAAGAUGUUGAAAAAGCUAUUAAAGAGCAGAAUUUGCAAAGACUGGAGCUGGAACUUAAAGCUAAACUGGAUCAUUACACAGCAAUAGACACAAAUUCAAUGGGCACUUCUAACACAGAUGCCAGUGUAUUGGAGUUGAAGCUAAAAGCUUUGAUCCUGGAUAUAAUUCACAAUGUAAGCGUAGUGAAGCAGCUCAGCCAGGAGGGGAUUACCAGUACGAAUGCCUGGGCAUGGAAGAAGCAGUUACGAUUUUACAUGGAAGCAGAUAAAUGCUGCCACAUACAGAUGGUGGAUGCCCAGUUCAACUAUACUUAUGAAUACCAGGGGAAUGCUGCAAAGCUAGUGCAUACUCCACUGACAGAUAAAUGCUACCUAACUCUGACUCAAGCCAUGGAAAUGGGGCUUGGAGGUAACCCCUAUGGGCCUGCUGGAACCGGCAAAACUGAGUCUGUCAAAGCCUUGGGUGGACUUUUUGGGAGGCAGGUGCUGGUGUUCAACUGUGAUGAGGGUAUUGAUGUCAAGUCAAUGGGCAGAAUCUUUGUGGGCUUGGUGAAGUGUGGUGCUUGGGGCUGCUUUGACGAGUUUAACCGAUUAGAAGAGGCUGUGCUAUCAGCAGUUUCUAUGCAAAUCCAGGCCAUUCAGGAUUCUCUUAAACAUAACAAGCCAACAUGUGAACUGCUUGGAAAACAGGUGGAAUUGGACCCAAACUCAGGUGUGUUCAUCACAAUGAACCCAGCAGGAAAAGGCUAUGGGGGCAGACAGAAGCUUCCAGACAAUCUGAAGCAACUUUUCAGACCUGUGGCUAUGAGCAAGCCGGACAAUGAGCUCAUCGCUGAGGUCAUACUCUACUCCGAGGGAUUCAAAAACGGAGAAGUUCUAGGAGGAAAGCUGGUGGCAAUCUUUCACUUGGCCAAGGAGCUGUUGACUCCUCAGAAACACUAUGACUGGGGACUGCGUGCUCUUAAGACUGUGCUAAAGGCCUGUGGCAGCCUCCUACAGUAUCAGAGAAAGAACCAAGACAAAGACAACAUUCAGGAGAGUAGCCUGGUGGUGCAAGCUUUACGACUAAACACCAUGUCAAAGCUAACGUUCUCAGACAGCUCACGAUUUGAUGCUUUGGUCCGAGAUGUAUUCUCUGGAGUAAAUUUCAGCGAUGUUGAAGAUCAAGUCUUAAUGCAUGCACUUGAGCAGGUUUAUAAAGAAGCUAGACUUGAGGUUAUACCAAGCCAGCUAAAGAAAGCUUUGGAACUGAAUGAGCAGCUAAGACAGCGUAUGGGUGUGGUAAUAGUAGGACCAAGUGGAGCUGGAAAGUCUACCCUGUGGAAAAUGCUUCAAGCUGCUCUUAAAAAGACAGGAAAAGUGGUGAAACAUUACACAAUGAAUCCCAAAGCUAUGCCCAGACAGCAACUCCUGGGUCACAUAGACGAUGACACCAGAGAAUGGGCUGAUGGAGUUCUUACACACAGUGCGAGAUGUGUGGUGAAAGAGCCACAAGAGGUGAACUCCUGGAUCGUGUGUGAUGGUGAUAUUGACCCAGACUGGAUUGAAAGUCUUAAUUCUGUUCUUGAUGAUAACCGGCUGUUGACCAUGGCAAGUGGAGAGAGAAUACAGUUUGGCCCCAAUGUCAACUUCUUAUUCGAAACUCAUGACCUGAAAAGUGCUUCACCGGCCACCAUCUCUCGCAUGGGCAUGAUAUUUCUGAGUGAUGAGGAUGUCGAUGUGAGCGCCUUGGUAAAGUCAUGGUUGCACAAUCAGCCAGAGGAGUGCCGCAGUAACCUCGAAAACUGGCUUGGUGACUACUUUUACCGAGGUCUUGAUUGGGUUACAAAACAGAGUGACUGUGCGGUUAAGACCAGUCGAGUGGGGACUGUUUUCAAUGGCCUCUCGCACCUCAAUGGAGUAACAGAGCGAGGUCAAUUUAUCAUCAGCCUUAUGAGGGGUCUUGGAGGGAACCUGCAUCUAAAAACACAACAGGAAUUCGCCAAAGAGCUGCUGAGCUGGGCCAGAGAGAGCCCUCCAAACGUCAAAAAACCUCUGGACACAUUCUACGACCCUGGCACUGGUCAUCUGUCUGCUUACGAGCUCCGUCGUCCUGACAGCCUCUCACUGGAACAGCUGGCUAACACGCAGAGGCUACCUGUGAUUGAGACCACAGAUAUGCAGAGGAGCUUGCACUGCUUCUCGCCAUGGCUCACUGCUAAACAGAGGCAGCCCUUCAUGGUGGUGGGGCCAGAGGGCUGUGGCAAAGGCAUGCUCCUGCGUUACGCCUUCUCCCAGCUGAGGUCCACACAGGUAGCCGUGGUCCACUGCAGUGCCCAGACAUCCUCGCGCCAUGUUCUACAGAAGCUCGGUCAGACCUGUUUGUUACUGAGCUCAAACACAGGCCGGGUUUUCAGACCUAAGGACUGUGAACACCUCGUCUUGUACCUUAAAGACAUCAACCUCCCCAAACCGGACAAAUGGGGCACCAGCAAUCUUAUUGCCUUUCUUCAACAGGUGUUGACCUACAAAGGAUUUUAUGAUGAAAACCUGGAGUGGGUCAGUCUUGAAAACAUCCAGAUUGUAGCUUCAAUGUCAACAGGAAGUGCUGUUGGGAGCCAUUCUCUCACCACGCGCUUCUCUUCUAUCGUCCGCAUCUGCACCAUUGAUUAUCCAGAUAGGGAACAGCUACAAACUAUCUACUCAGCGUAUUUGCAGCCAGUUCUCCAGCACAGCCUGGGUAGCCAGGCAGAGUGGGCCAGCACUGGGCGAAUACACCAGCUGGCUGGCUCCCUGGUGCAGCUUUAUGAACAGGUCAAAGUUAAAUUCACAGUUGAUGACCACAGCCAUUAUCUCUUCACACCCUGUAUCCUCACAGAGUGGGUUCUUAGCCUUCUGCGAUAUGACCUCACUGCAGCUCAAUCUAAUGUGACAGACAGCGUUAUGGAGGUGGUGGCAUAUGAGGCUAGGAGGCUUUUCAGAGACAGACUGGUUUCCCCCAAAGAUCUUCACACCUUUGAUAAUAUUUUGUCAUCCACUAUUCGGGGAGACUGGAGCUCUGAUGCAAUUGAUAACAUGACAGAUGGUUUCUAUGUGACAUGGGGUGCAUCUGAGGGGGCUGUGACUGCUCCAGGCCAGUCUCUGCCUCCUCAUGGUAAACAACUGGGACGUCUGACUUCUGCAGAUUUGAAACAAGUCAUACAAAAGGGAGUGGUGCUGUACAGUCGAGAUAACAGGGAGCUGGAUCUGCUGCUCUUCAGGGAGGUGUGUGACUUUGUGUCCAGAGUAGAGCGUGUCCUGAGCCGACCCGGCGGCUCUUUGCUCCUGGCAGGAAGGAGCGGUGUGGGCCGACAUACAGCCACAUGCCUUGUGUCACACAUGCACGGAUACACGCUGUUCACCCCCAAAAUCACCCGUAGUUACUCUCUCAAACAGUUCAACAAUGAUCUUAAGACCGUGAUGCAGCUGGCCGGUCUUGAUGGGCAACAAGUUGUUCUAUUGCUUGAAGACUAUCAGUUUGUCCUCCCAGCAUUUCUCGAGAUGGUGAAUAGCCUCCUGUCAUCAGGGGAAGUUCCAGGCCUUUACACACCAGAAGAGCUGGAGCCUUUGCUGUCUCCCCUCAAAGAUGCUGCUUCUCAGGAUGGAUUCACAGGACCACUUUACAACUACUUUUCCUACAGAAUCCAACAGAACCUCCAUAUAGUUCUUAUCAUGGACUCUUCCAACCCUAAUUUCACCAUCAGCUGUGAAAGUAACCCAGCCUUUUACCGCAAGUGUUCUGUGCAGUGGAUGGAAGGAUGGUCUGAUAGCAGCAUGAGGAAGAUUCCUGAGCUUUUGUUGGCUAAAAAUGAGCAAAGAGCUGAAAAGGUUGAAGGAGACAAGGCAUCCAAAGGGAAACAAUCUGGAUCUAGCCAGACAGAUCUUUGCCGUUUGUUUGUUAUGGUCCAUGAGUCAUGCAAAGAAAAUGGAGCAACCCCAAGCCAAUAUAUGUCCUUUUUGAAAGUUUACACUACAUUGUUCAGUCGCAAGCAGAGCCAGCUCACAACCCGGCAACAGCAUCUGCAGGCAGGUGUUUCCAAACUCAACGAAGCUAAGGCGCUGGUUGAUGAAUUAAAAAGCCGCGCGGCUGAGCAGAGUGCUUUGCUGAAGACUAAACAACAGGAGGCAGAUUCAGCCCUGCAGGAGAUCACUACUUCCAUGCAGAAUGCCAGUGACCAAAAGACUGAAAUGGAAAAAAUUAAAGGUAAAAUGGCUCAAGAGGUUUCAAAGAUUGAGGAAAGAAAAGCAAAAAUUGAUGAUGAGCUGAAGGAGGUUCAGCCCUUGGUAGAAGAAGCAAAACGUGCAGUGGGCAACAUCAAGCCUGAAGCUCUGUCAGAGAUCCGCUCGCUGCGCAUGCCCCCUGAUGUCAUCAGAGACAUCUUAGAGGGAGUCCUCAGGCUCAUGGGUAUCUUUGACACAUCCUGGGUCAGCAUGAAAAGCUUUUUAGCCAAACGUGGGGUGAGAGAAGACAUAGCAACAUUUGAGGCAAGAAACAUCACUCCUGAAAUUCGUCAGAGUGUAGAAGAACUACUGAAGAGAAACUAUGCCUCCUUUGACCCCAAGAAUGCAAAGCGGGCUAGUGCAGCAGCAGCGCCUCUAGCUGCUUGGGUCACAGCCAAUGUCCAGUACUCACAUGUCCUGGAGAAAAUAGAGCCACUGGAGAGAGAGCAGGCUGGACUAUUGGAAAACCUGAGAAAAACUGAAAACAGGAAAAAUAAACUUGAGGAUAUGCUCAACUCUGUUGGAGCCAGAGUCAGUGAGCUCAAAGAGAAGUUCCAGUGUCACACUGCUGAGGCUGCUAAGCUGGAAGCAGAAGUGACAAAAGCUCAGGACACCAUCACUGCAGCUGAGAAGCUCAUUUCACAACUGGACGGAGAGCACACACGCUGGAACGCACAGAUGUCAGAGAUAAAAAAUGAAUUGGAAACACUCCCUAUAAGAGCCAUGCUAGCAGCUGCCUUCAUCACCUAUCUAUCUGCAGCUCCUGAAGGCCGUAGAAGGCACUGUCUGGAGACUUGGAUGGCGCAAUCUGGACUGCAAAAAUUUGACUUGCGAUCCUUCCUUUGCACGGAGAGUGAGCAGUUGAUUUGGAAAAGUGAGGGACUGCCAUCUGAUGACCUUUCUAUGGAGAAUGCACUUGUCAUACUACAGAUCAAUGAGUUCAAGAGCGUGGCCUGCCCAUUCUUGAUUGAUCCGUUAUCACGAGCGACAGAGUGGCUAUGUACACAUCUGAAGCAGCACAGACUGGAGGUCAUCAACCAACAGGAUGGUAAUUUUAUGACAUCAUUGGAGUUGGCAGUAAGAUUUGGAAAAACUUUGGUGGUACAAGAAAUGGAUAGAGUCGAACCUGUUCUGUAUCCACUGCUGAGAAAAGAACUCAUUGCUCAAGGCCCUAGAUAUGUGGUUCAAAUAGGAGACAAACUCAUUGACUAUAAUGAGGAUUUCCAACUCUAUCUGGCAACACGAAAUCCAAACCCAUCCAUCCCUCCUGAUGCAGCUUCAGUUGUUACAGAGGUGAAUUUUACCACCACGAGAGCAGGUCUCAGAGGACAGCUUUUAGCCUUAACCAUCCAGCAAGAAAAGCCUGAAUUGGAGACAGAAAAGACCAGGCUGCUACAGCAGGAAGAAGAGAAGAAAAUACAGCUUGCAACUUUAGAAGAAUCAUUAUUAGAGACUCUGGCUACAGCUCAGGGUAAUAUUCUGGAGAAUAGAGAGCUGAUCGACAGUUUGAACCAGACCAAGGCCAGCAGUGCCCUCAUCCAGGAAUCACUGCUGGAAUCCCACAGACUGCAGGCUUCUUUGGAUCAGGAGCGUGAUGCCUACCUGCCACUCGCUGAAAGUGCCAGCAAAAUGUUUUUCGUCAUCACAGACCUGUCAAGGAUCAACAACAUGUACCGUUUCAGCUUGGCAUCUUUCCUGCGCUUGUUCCAGAGAGCUUUGCAGGCUAAGAAGGAAAUGGAGACUACUGAGGCCAGAAUUUCUGCUCUGGAGACCAACCUUACAAAUAUGGUGUAUGAAUAUGUCUGUCGCUCACUGUUUAAGGCAGAUCAGCUGAUGUUCGCCGUGCACUUUGUUAAAGGGAUGCACCCAGAGCUUUUCCAGGAAAAUGAGUGGGAUGUAUUCACUGGGUCCAUUGUUGGAGAAAUGUUUAAAAAAGAGGAAUUCCCGUCUUGGAUCGACCAGGAAAGACAUGCAGCGCUGGCAGUUCUCAAAGCGACUUUCCCUGCCCUCUAUCAGUCCCUGUAUUUGAAUGAUGCAGAUCUUUGGCAGUCCUUCUCUAGAAGUUCCCACUGUGAACAGGAAAUGCCCCCCUCCAUUGUCAAGAAGAUUACAGCUUUCCAACAGCUUCUAUUGGUCCAAGCCAUCAGACCAGACAGACUACAGAGUGCCAUGGUCGCCUUUGCCUCUCAAGCUUUGUGUAUGAAGGAGCUCUCGCCUCCACCCCUGAACCUCCGGCGGCUCUUUGCUGAGACUUUAGAAGGAGAGCCUGUGUUGAUCAUCAUCUCUCCGGGGGCAGAUCCCUCACAGGAGCUGGCAGAGCUGGCUGCAGAGACUGUGGGAAGAGAGAACUAUCAUGAGAUUUCCAUGGGUCAGGGCCAGGCUGAUGUGGCCUUAGCUGCUCUGAGAGAAUGCUCGCGAAAUGGAGACUGGCUUUGCCUGAAAAACCUUCACCUUGUCACUACAUGGCUCCCACUGCUAGAAAAAGAACUGAAUGCACUGCAACCCAAACCAGGCUUCCGUCUUUGGCUUACAGCAGAAGUUCACCCCAGGUUUCCUCUGAUCUUGCUUGAAAUCAGCCUCAAGAUCACCUAUGAGGCUCCACCUGGGUUAAAAAAGAAUCUUUUAAGAACAUAUGAAUCCUGGACUCCUGAACAGAUCAGUAAAGGGGGAGUUCUGUCAAGGGCUCAGAGUCUGUUUUGCCUGGCCUGGUUCCAUGCUGUCUGCCAGGAGAGACGUAACUACAUACCCCAGGGUUGGACAAAAUUCUAUGAGUUUUCUUUGUCGGACCUCCGGGCUGGUUACGAAAUUAUUGACAGACUUUUCGAAGGUGGUAAAGCCUUUGAAUGGGAGUUCAUCCAUGGCUUGUUUGAAUGUGCCAUUUACGGCGGGCGCAUUGAUAAUCCGUCUGACCUGCGCAUCCUCCGGUCCUACCUGGAGCAGUUCUUCUCAGCGCGCCUGCUCUCCUCUUCAGCUGGACAAAGAAAGAACAGAGGGGGAGUGAGGGGCUUCCCACCGCAAAUUACUCUACCUAACUCCUGUUCAAUUUUGGACUACCGCGGUGUGAUUGCGAAUCUCCCAGAGGACGACAGGCCGGCAUUUUUUGGUCUGCCAGCCAACAUCGAGAGGUCCUCCCAGCGGAUCGUCAGCUCUCAGGUUAUUUCUCAGCUGCGUGUGCUCAGCCGCUCUGUAGCUAUGGGGUCAAAGUUCGACAGGGAGCUUUGGUCCAAUGGGCUUUCACCAAUCCUCAACUUGUGGAAGAAACUCAAUCAGGGUUCUGCUCUGCUCCACCAGAAGCUUGCCCCACCAGUAGAGGGUCAGGGCUCUCCAGUCAAGUCAUUCAUCGCCUUAGAGGAGUUCAAUGCUAUCGACUUGGUUCAGACUAUCCAUCAGUCGCUGGCUGCAUUGAGUAAAGUCAUCCGGGGGACACAGCUGCUGACUCCAGCGGUGGAAAAACUGGCCACAGCUCUGCUCAAUCAGGAGUGUCCUCUAAAAUGGCAGCAAGACUGGGAAGGGCCAGAGGAGCCAAUGCAGUACCUCAGAGCAGUUGUAGCACGUGCUCUAGCCAUAAAGGGCUGGGUGGAGCGCGCCAGCAGACAGGCCCUCCUAUCUGACACGCUGGAUCUGUCGGAGCUGUUUCAUCCUGACACUUUCCUCAACGCUCUCAGACAAGAAACCGCCAGGUCUAUGGGUUGUUCUAUGGAUAGUCUGGUUUUCGCAACAUCGUGGAAGACUCACAUUGUGCAGGCUAAACUACAAGUCAAGGUGGGGGGUCUGCAGUUAGAAGGCUGCAGUUUUGACGGAACUCAUCUCAGUGAAAACCAGCACGACUCUCCCAGCGUGUCCGCCGUGCCUCCCUGUUACAUGGCCUGGGUCCCACAGAAGUCUCCCGCUGACCUUGGCUCCUCGGAGGGCAGGAUCUGGCUCCCUUUGUACACCACGUCGGAGCGGCUGAAGGUGGUCACGCACAUCAGCUUGCCCUGUGGAGCUAACCCCAGCCAGUGGAUCCAGACCGGAGCCGCCUUCUUUCUCAAGCAACAAUGAGAGCCCGGGCAGGCUGGACACCACACCCUCUGUCACAUCUCAGGCCAAACUCUAAAUGCGAUGGUGCAAUCUGCCAUAUCUGUUUUGAUGCGGACAAACCACGCGUGCUCCUGAUUGGCUGAUCCACCUGUCAAUCACGCCCAUCUGAACUCUGGAGGAUUCACCUGUGACUCACAUGUUCGUGAAGUAUUGACGAUGCUGUGAGUCUGUGUCCUGGAUCCCAAGUAAAGUGCAUGAACUAUUUGAACCAGCCUUCACUGUGUCCUUGAAUGGGCACGAGGAAUAAGUUUAUGGAACAUGGAUUUUGUGAUUGGAGAGAGGUUACUGACUCACUUCACUUGGACUAAGAGUUAAUGCGUUUAUUUGAAUGGCUACGCUACUAUUAGCACUUGGAAUUUGUCAUAAUGUCUAUAAUUUGACAGUAAUAUAACUAGGAUGUGUAUUGUUAGCUAAUAUUAUUUUCUGAAUAAUAUACAUGAAAGAUUUUAGCAUUUGCACAAAAGACAACAGAUCCCUGCUUUUCAAAUCUUGCAAAGCUUUUUUUGUUUCGUGUCCUCUGUGUGUUUUCAUAUUUAUUCUUUUCAAAAUAAAGGGCGUUAUUAUGUUA